Symbiodinium pilosum is the source of this 327-nucleotide messenger RNA. The record is from the annotation of a GenBank genome assembly. Lineage: Eukaryota; Dinophyceae; Suessiales; Symbiodiniaceae.
AUGGCUCUGCGCGUCCAUGUAGCGCUGCUUAGCGGGCGCCACGCUGCAGUGGACGCUCAGGCAUUCACGCAGAUCGGCUCCGUCAAGUGGCAAGCGUCUGCGGCCUUAGGUGCCAGGGUCGCUGCCCUUGCGACAGCCUGCGGAUUGGUCCUCCAUGAAGGCGACAGCCUGCAGGAGGCUCAUGUGAAGGAUGGGGAUACUCUGUUCGCCGUGGUGGGUCAAACUCAGGUACUUAUGUCCCGAGGAGCCGGUGCAAAGCUCCUGGGUGAUGGCUCCGUGGAGACGUGGGGUCGGCCUGACCAAGGUGGAGACUGCCAGGCUGUCAAG